GUAGGAUUAUUUUAUCGAUUGAUUGAGGAAGCAUUUCAUCUGGCAAUUGGUGAUACUUAGAAAGUAAUCACCACCAUUGUUUUCAUUCAAAAAGUUGCACCGUACAACACAGAAAAAGAAUGUCAGCAACAACUGCAAAUAUUCCAAUGCCCUACCAAUUUAUACCACACGUAGUAGGAAUACAACAAGAUCUACCAGUCGGACAACAACAACAAGUAUUUCCAGUGCGGACAUUUAAGGUGUUUGGUGGUAUACAGAUAGGUCUUGGAGUUCUUCUUGGGAUUCUUAGUUUAAUUGGAGUGAUCUCAGAUAAAAUUGCAAAGAACAAGUAUGAUGACUGUCUUGCUAAUACUUAUUCCGACCGAUACAUAAGCUAUUAUUACAAUGAUUGUUAUCGAUAUCAUAAUGUCGGCUUGCGCUUGCCAUUUGACAUUACUUGUUUUAUAUGUUCUGGAUGGCAUGUUUUAACUGGCUGUCUACCUAUGUGUAUGUCAAAGAAGAGAGAAAAGAGAUGGACAUGUCUGAAAACGGGAUUUAUGGUGUGUAGCAUAAUUGGAGCAUCAAUUUUUAUUCCAGCUAUGUUGAGUCUUGGUGUGUAUUUUCCUUUUAUAAUAGCUAUAGGAAAUCAAGAUUCGAAAGCUGUAGUUCUUUCAGUUUUCAUGGCUGUGUUGUCCUUUGCAGAAGUGGUAAUCGCAAUUAUUGCCUCCUCAUUCUGUUGUUGCUGUUCCACAUGGAGGACAUCAAUUCAGGAGACUCAGAUUCCUAUGGCAAACAGCCACCAGUUCAUGAUAGCUUCCGGGCAAACAGAUAACCAAAUAGUGCAGUAUUCCAGAGGGCAACAGUAUCAAGUGAUACCUACAACUCAACCUACAGAACAAGUUCAAGUUAUUGGCAGUAUUCAACCAGAACAGAACGGGGGACAGGUUGUUGAUACCAAUCCGCCAGCAUACACAGAAUAAAGGAGAGAUAACCAUCCCUUUCUUGCGAUUUUUUGUUGCUUGUUGUAAAAAGUCUAUAAAUCUAAUUUAAAAAAAAGUAACGCUGAAAUUAGAAACAAACAGUUAUGAAUAUUUGUAUAUAAAGUGAAAAUUUUUAUA
Mytilus trossulus (common blue mussel) is the source of this 1097-nucleotide messenger RNA. RefSeq lists its product as uncharacterized. The record is from RefSeq and is a predicted model, not a curated record. The transcript is spliced from 6 exons. Lineage: Eukaryota; Metazoa; Mollusca; Bivalvia; Mytilida; Mytilidae. The coding region runs from base 120 to 959 and encodes 279 amino acids.